Rhodamnia argentea is the source of this 1622-nucleotide messenger RNA. Its product is annotated as 1-aminocyclopropane-1-carboxylate synthase 3. Gene Ontology annotation, molecular function: pyridoxal phosphate binding; 1-aminocyclopropane-1-carboxylate synthase activity; transaminase activity. The transcript has 4 exons. NCBI's taxonomy places the organism in Eukaryota, Viridiplantae, Streptophyta, Magnoliopsida, Myrtales, Myrtaceae. The record is from RefSeq and is a predicted model, not a curated record. The coding region runs from base 1 to 1413 and encodes 470 amino acids. Gene Ontology annotation, biological process: biosynthetic process; amino acid metabolic process.
AUGAGGCUACUGCUGUCAGGGAAAGCCAAGUGCAACUCUCACGGCCAGGAUUCCUCGUACUUCCUGGGAUGGCAGGAAUACGAGAAGAAUCCCUACGACCAAGCCCGGAAUCCUCAGGGCAUCAUCCAGAUGGGUCUCGCCGAGAAUCAGCUCUCGUUUGAUCUUCUUGAAUCAUGGCUGUCCGAAAACCAAGACAUAGCCGGGUUCAAGAGAAAUGGAGAGUCCAUAUUCAGAGAGCUAGCUCUCUUCCAGGAUUAUCACGGCCUUCCCGAGUUCAAACAAGCGUUGGUGCAAUUCAUGGAGGAAAUCAGAGGAAACAAAGUGGGCUUCAACCCGAACAAGAUAGUUCUGACCGCGGGCGCAACUUCUGCGAACGAGACUCUCAUAUUCUGCCUCGCCGAAGCCGGCGACGCCAUUCUCAUUCCCACCCCAUAUUACCCGGGAUUUGACAGAGACCUAAAGUGGAGAACAGGAGCAGAGAUUGUGCCAAUACACUGUACAAGCUCCAAUGGCUUCAAAAUCACUGCUUGUGCUCUCCAACAAGCUUAUCAAGAAGCCCUAAGCCGUAACCUCAAAGUGAAAGGUGUCCUCGUCACCAACCCUUCGAACCCGCUCGGCACGACGAUGACCCGAGCCGAGCUCGACCUCCUCAUGGAUUUCAUCGUUGAGAAGCAAAUCCAUCUUGUCAGCGACGAGAUUUACUCGGGCACCGUUUUUAGCUCUCCAAACUAUACAAGUAUCAUGGAGGUUCUUGCGAAGUACAAGAAAGCCGAGGUUUGGGAUAGAGUCCACGUCGUGUACAGCCUCUCCAAGGACCUCGGCGUCCCGGGAUUUCGUGUCGGAGCUAUAUACUCGAACAACGACUCGAUCGUCGCUGCGGCAACCAAGAUGUCGAGCUUCGGGCUCGUCUCAUCGCAGACCCAGUACUUCCUCUCCGCGCUCCUCUCAGACAAGAAGUUCACCAGGAACUACAUCUCUGAGAACAAGAAGAGGCUGAAAAAGCGGCACGCAUCGCUCGUCUCGGGCCUCCAGAAGGCAGGCAUAAGCUGCCUCAAGAGCAACGCGGGGUUGUUCUCCUGGGUCGACAUGCGGCACCUGUUGAGUUCGAACACGUUCGAAGCGGAAAUGGAGUUGUGGAAGAAGAUCGUGCACGACGUGAAGCUGAACAUCUCACCGGGGUCGUCGUGCCACUGCAGCGAGCCGGGAUGGUUCCGAGUGUGCUUCGCGAACAUGACCGAAGAAACCCUUGAGAUCGCCAUCCGGCGCAUCAAGGCAUUCGUCGAGUCCGCCUCUAGAGGCCAAGAUAAGGUCAUUAGUAGCCAAAGGUCUAGGAACGUGAACUCGAGAAAGAAGUCGUUUUCCAAGUGGGUUUUCCGGCUACCGUUCCACGACCGUGAGGCCGGCGAACGAUAGCCCGGUGACUACUUCUUUCUUUCUUUUUUCUUGGAGCAUAUUCUUGCAUGGACCGGAUCCAAAGUCAUGUGGAAGCCACGUGACUGAGAUGGAAAGGAGUUCAUGAUGAGGAUCACUCCAAGUGGAAAUUUUCAUUUGGUUUUUUUGGACAUAGAACCUCAAUCUUUACAUUGAAAAAUAAAAAUAAAAGGAGGAAGAAGAAGGUGAUG